This is a messenger RNA of Glarea lozoyensis ATCC 20868, 591 nucleotides long. RefSeq lists its product as uncharacterized. The record is from RefSeq and is a predicted model, not a curated record. The coding region runs from base 1 to 591 and encodes 196 amino acids. NCBI's taxonomy places the organism in Eukaryota, Fungi, Ascomycota, Leotiomycetes, Helotiales, Helotiaceae. The transcript has 2 exons.
AUGAAGCUCUCCACGCUCGUUUGGGGAUUUCUUGCUCCCCUCGCCGUUACGGGGUUAGGCUUUAAUAAAGACGAACUGCCCCGCUCAGUUGAAAUCUUCGUACAAUCCGUUUCCUCAACCUCGUCACCCAUAUUACCUCUCGCGAGCAUCCUAUACAACCAUGAACUCCGUGACGUCGUCGUCGAGGACUAUUCUCAUCCAGAUCUAUCACCCGAGACGAAGCUUCUGCGCGUCGGCGUCUACGAUACAGCUACGAAGCGGUGGAAAUCUGCUAUAUCAACGACGAGUGUGGAGAAUUUUGGGAAAGGCAUCAGACCGACUAUCGUUCUGAGCGUGGAUCGGAAUGGCGAAGUGUUAGGCGCAACUGUAAAAGGUGCUGUUAUUGACGCUGGACAAACGAGGGAUUUUGGGGCGAAGGCUAUGAUUGUUACGACGAAGAGAGGGAAGACACCGGAGUUGAAUAAGCCAAUUGUGCUUAGUAAAGAAGGAACGCUUGAGGAGGAAGUACCAGAGAAGACAUUGUUACAGAGGUAUUGGUGGGUUGGAUUAGCAGUUGUUAUGCUUAUGAUGACCGCUGGCGGAGGUGAAUAG